Messenger RNA from Rhipicephalus sanguineus (brown dog tick), 2418 nucleotides. RefSeq lists its product as uncharacterized. The transcript is spliced from 4 exons. The record is from RefSeq and is a predicted model, not a curated record. NCBI's taxonomy places the organism in Eukaryota, Metazoa, Arthropoda, Arachnida, Ixodida, Ixodidae. The coding region runs from base 1787 to 2143 and encodes 118 amino acids.
UGUUUGUCUAUUAUAACUAUUCUAUACUUAUUUUUCAGAAACAAUGCACAGCCAAUGCUAAGGGCUGACCAAACAGGAUAGCACAACCAAUGUUGAAAGAAUGACAAAGUACGAUGGUACAGCCAGCGUUAAAGGAUGGAAAAAUACGAGGGCACAGCCAACGUUCAAGGCAGGCAAAAUACGAUGGCGCCGCCAAUGUUCAAGGCUGGAAAAAUACAAUGGCACAGCCAACGUCCAGGGCUGGCAAAAUACGAUGGCACAGCCUAAGUUCAGGGCUGGCAAAAUACGAUGGCACAGCCAACGUUCAGGGCUGGCAAAACACGAUGGCACAGCCAACGUUCAAGGCUGGCAAAAUACGAUGGCACAGCCAACGUUAAAACAAGCUUGCCAAUAUUCGGGGUACAUACGACGGACAAUGUUGGCUGAGCCAACGUUGGGCUAUGAUAGGUUUCCAAUAUUGGACCAGUGUGAUUUUAGGUGUAGCAAAACCCCAAAAGCCAACGUCGGUCCAAUAUUUCUGCCAAUAUUUGCCAACGUUGGUCCAAGAUCGGCCCAAUGCUGUUGUGCUGACUGGGAUGCUUAAAGAACAGCGCUACAUGCCGCAGGGGCUGGCUUCGGGGCGCGGCGUAAGAGGAUGUCUACAUAAUAUUUAUUUGGACAACACAUUCAUUCUGCUUGUUGGGUACUUUACAGUGCCUUGAUAGGUAUGUAUAGUUUCUUAAAUUGUCAGUUUAACUUAUCUUCAAUAAGUUCCUGAAUUUGUACUAGCAUUUUGAGCUGUUUAUUAUGUUUGCAAUUCUUUUGCUCAAAAUUUCUUUUCUAGCACUGUGCCAUAAAUUAAUCAUAACAUUGCAUAUAAGUUCUUUUUUUAGGGAAAUAUUUCAUUUUCCAGUGGACUAGUUUUUUUUUGCUACGUGUGCUCAAAUUUCAGAAACAGAAAGUUGAGCAGUGUUUCUUGCUCUGUGUAUGGGGUACUUCGCGGCUACAGUAUGUCAUUAAGCAAGUACCAACUAGGCCAGCAAACAGCCUUGUUAAAACAGAAACUGAACUUGGCAAAACUACGUUUUGAACUAUUCAAAAUUAUGUUUUUCCAGGGCAAAAAAAAUAUUUUUAACAAAAGUAACUUUAAAAUAAUUGUUCCUGGUUGAAAACCUGCACCUUAAGUAAGUUUCAUGCAAAUCCAGUAAAGUGACCAAAGCCAACUGUGCAUUCUUAUGUUGAUUGGGCCAUGUGUACACUGUUAUUUGCAGCAAAAGCACUACGACAUCUGUAUAGAGCAUAAGAUGGAAAGCCGGGCUAGUUGGUAUGCAUUCAUGGUAAUUUAACAGCGCGAAAAAACUAGAGACAAAAGAAAAGGGCUGUGCAAAAGAAAGGGGGUGAAGCGCUUGUCCUGUGCAGUACACCCCUUUCUUUUCUCUCGUUUUUUGUGCAGGUAAAUUACCAUGAGCAUAGAGCAUGUCAAAUUUAAGUUGUAGAUCUGAUAACCUAAAGCUUGUCACUGCACGAAUUAUGAGAAUGACAUUAUUUACAGUGCCAUCGCUUAUUUACAGUGCCACCGCCUGGAUCAUCUGCUCCCUCUGCACUAGCAGGUGAUGGUGAAAGCAUUGGCGACCUGGACCUUGGCAGCAACCAAGUCGAGCAUGGCGACAGCGAAGUCGAGCAUGGCGACAGCGAAGUCGAGCUCUGCAACAGCCAGGGCGAGCUGGUGACCCCAACAAUGGACUUGACGGCAGCCAGUGGGACCAAUACCGUUUUGUAGAUCAAACCGUCAUUGGUUCAAGCAGAGAUGAUGGCAAGAUCUAAGCCGGGUGCAAACCGAUGGGUUGAGAAGGAUGCCUGGGUCAUGCUGAUGAGGUCACCAAGUGAUUCGAUGUUUUGCCGCUCUGCGUGCCUCAUAUAUUGGACACCAGAGCAGCUGGAGUGCCGAAGCGUGACAGGGGUCCUGUCGAACAAGCACAGAUCUCUUGGGCAGACGCAGGCCAGACCUGCCAUGACACCCGAGAAGCUGAACGUCCUGAAAGCGGUGUUCCAUGUUUACAUGGGGGAGAACACGCCGGCGGAUGUGGCCGACAAAAGGGUCAAGAGCGUCCGCCGGCACCUGGCCCAAAAGUCGGGUGACGUCCAACGAAAAUAUGUGCCAUAAAUAAAUGUAUAUUUCACUUCAAAAAUUUAUACAGAAAGUCGUUAUUUUAAGAACCUUCACUAAAUGAAGCUCAAAGGUAUCACUGCACCACGUUUUGUAGUGUGUAGCAGUGCUUCUACCUGGAGCAUUGCAUGCUCGAUCAAGAGGGCUUAGAUAGAAUAGUUCAUUGUUUUGCACAACUCUUAAUGGUUACACUUCGGAUAUCUCAUAACAUAAACACAAUUGUUUGCAUAAUGAUUUGCCGGCCUGAACUAUCACCCAGGUUUUUUUUCUUC